AUGACUGAAAUAUUACAAGGGAAAAUAGAUCUGUAUAGAUGCAUUCACAUAACUGAUAUUACCCUUCCCUCUAAUUUUGAAUUAGUUUUAGAGAAUUCUCUGAUAUCAUGGCAAAGUGAUGGAAUUCGAGGAGUAUGAUUAGAAAUCCCAAGCUCACAAUUAGAAUUAGUCUCGAUUUGCAAACAUAAAGGAUUCUACCUGCAUCAUGUCUCUGAAAACGGUCUUGUCACCGCUAAAUGACUUGCAAAUACCCAAAAUAAGCUUCCAAACUACUCAAGUCAUUAUAUUGGCGUAGGUGGAGUAAUUUUCAACAAUGAAGGAAACAUUUUGCUUGUGAGGGAAAUGUUUGAUAAUUCUGGAAUCGGCCAAUGAAAGCUCCCAGGAGGUCUUGUUAAUGCUAACGAAAUGAUUUUAGAAGCUGCAUGUCGUGAAGUCAAAGAAGAAGUAGGCAUCAAUGCAACACCUAUAGGGAUUUUAUGCUUCAGAGAAAUCAGAAAUUACAUCUUCAAUAAACCUGACACAUAUUUUAUUGCCUUGCUAGAUGCAGAAAACGUUGAACUCUUACAAGACACUGAAGAGUUAACUCAGAUAUGCUGGAAGCCUUUUGAAGAGUGGCUAAGAGAAACACCAAUAGGAGAAGGUAGAAAUAUGCUAGCAAGGCUUUACGGAGAUUCUCAAGAAAGUCCUAAAGAGCUUUUUAGAAAAAUAGCUUUAAAAAAUCAAGAAUAUGAAUAUGAAACUCCAAACUUUACAAAAACGAUAUCCUUGCAUUUACCUUUUAAUACAUUUUAA
Messenger RNA from Blepharisma stoltei, 792 nucleotides. Lineage: Eukaryota; Ciliophora; Heterotrichea; Heterotrichida; Blepharismidae. The record is from the annotation of a GenBank genome assembly.